AUUCUCUUUUGCUCUUUUUUUAGCUCUUGGGAGGGUACCGCAUACGGACUCGCCCUUCCCUUCUCGUUGACCUUUCCUCAUCAUACCUCAAGUUUAAGAAAUAUGGAGGGUCCUUUACGCCCAUUCACCGACCCGGCCAGUAAGGCCUCAGACAGGCCAUUCCCGCUGGACGAUAAAAAACUCGACUCUCUUUCUGACGAAUCGCUCGCUGACCUCCUCAAUUCAGCCCCAAUCCUUUACGAUCUCGGCCAAACGACCGUAGUGCGACUGUCCAAGAACCUCGUCUUAAAAGGCGGCGGCAAUGUGCUGCCUUGUGAGGCAAAGGUACUUCAACUAGUUGCAUCAAGAUCCAACAUUCGAGCUCCUCGUGUUCAUCGGUCACUCCACUUCACGGACGACACGAAAUACUUUGGCACCAUGGGGUACAUCGUGAUGGAUUAUAUCGACGGUGAACCGCUUGAUGGCUGCUGGGGCGAGCUCAGUGAUGAACAAAAAUUGGACAUCGCGAAACAAACUGCCCAGAUGAUCAUCGAAAUGCAGUCCAUAAAGCUCUUAGAGCCAGGUCCGAUCGGCGGGGGACCAUGUCGCGGUCGUUUCUUUACGCACUAUAGUGCUGGUCCUUUCAAGGGCGUGUCCGAAUUCGAGGGCUGGUUCAACCACAAAUUGGACAUCUGUAAAAAAUACAAUCACGCGCCACAAGACCUUCCCCCGUUCAAGUUCACCCAGUUUGUUCUCACCCAUCAGGACAUCAGUCCGCGAAACCUCAUUCUGGACCGCACUGGCCUUGUAUGGCUCGUGGACUGGGCAGAUGCGGGCUCGUAUCCCCCUGCUUUCGAGACGGCAGCUCUAUCGUCUCAGUCGCAGUUUGUCGACUUUAAUGACAUGGUGCUGUCAUUGCUCCCGCGAUACCCUUUGGAAGAACAACAAUUAGAUUCCAUUGGAUACGGACUCUCGAUAGCAGCACUGGCUUAAAUUGUGCAGGUAUCGCAGAUGGAUACUGGCUAAGACGUUUGAGCAACCCGCCCCAGGAGUACCUUGCAACAUGGAUCAGUGCUCAACCUCCCAUCCGCAACCGUGCGGAUUCCGACCGUCCGACCAGCGUCCCUUCCGUACACUUCGGAAGUUGAUCUUCUGAUUUUCAAAAUCAGCAGCUGUGGAUUGUAACAUACACCGGGGUGAAAG
Messenger RNA from Aspergillus alliaceus, 1182 nucleotides. RefSeq names its product aminoglycoside phosphotransferase family protein. The record is from RefSeq and is a predicted model, not a curated record. The transcript is spliced from 2 exons. NCBI's taxonomy places the organism in Eukaryota, Fungi, Ascomycota, Eurotiomycetes, Eurotiales, Aspergillaceae. Bases 103 to 972 code for a protein of 289 amino acids.